AUGUCUCGUGCAUCUAUUGGUGAUUAUGUGGUAACAAGUAAAUUAGGCAGUGGUUCAUUUGCUAUUGUGUAUAAAGGAUAUCACAAGACGAGUAAAGUACCAGUGGCAAUUAAAGUUUUAUCACUUUAUAAGUUAAAUCGCAAAUUAUUGGACAAUUUAGAAAUGGAAAUUACAAUUAUGCGUCAAAUUGAUCAUCCAAAUAUCGUGAAACUCUAUGAAAUUAAGAAAACACAAAAGCAUAUGUAUUUAGUAUUAGAAUAUUGUGCUGGUGGUGAUUUACAACAAUUUGUACGACGCACUCAAGAGAAAGAACAAGAUGGAAAGAAAGUGAUUCCACAACCAAUUGCACAACAUUUUCUACGUGAAUUAGCAAAAGGAAUGCAAUGUCUUUGGCAACGAAAUUUGAUUCAUCGUGAUUUAAAACCACAGAAUUUAUUACUUGUGGACGAUUCACCGACCUCGGUGCUCAAAAUUGCGGAUUUUGGAUUUGCAAGACAUUUAGCAACGACGUCAAUGGCAGAGACACUUUGUGGUUCUCCAUUGUAUAUGGCUCCGGAGAUAUUAAAAUUUCAAAAAUAUGAUGCCAAGGCUGACCUCUGGUCUGUUGGAACGAUUUUAUAUGAAAUGCUUGCUGGACGUCCACCCUACGGUGGAGCAAACCACGUGCAAUUACUAGCGAAUAUUGAGCGCCAGCCACUGCGUUUUCCACCGACCCUCCAGCUUUCAAGUUCUUGUCGUCAAUUGCUUACGGCUUUGUUACAGCGAAAACCAGCGCUUCGUCUUGGAUUUGCGGAAUUUUUUGCUGACCCGUUUGUGGAUUUACCACCGUUACCGGAUCAGGUGGAAGCCGUUGAAGCUGUGGGACGCUCAUCACCACUUUUGACUGCUGUUAGUAUCCGAGAAGAGGAGGAAGAGGAGGAGAAUAAAGUUAUAAGACGCUUGGAUACUUCGAUUGCUGGGAGCAGCAAAUUGGGAGUAGGUGGCGAUGAUGAUGUGGACGGAGAAAAUGCAGCUGUCUCACCGAACUCACACCGAAAAAUGAGUAGAAACGACCGAUGCUCUCGCGUAGUCACAACUUUUCAUGAAGUGAGCUCGAGUUCGCGAUUUGCGAGUACAGCACCCUCGGCGACAAUGCGUCAGUCACGCAGCGGCAACCUGGAAGUGAUGGAGACUGCUUUUGCGAGCGCAAGUUCUGGGUCCGGGGCUCUGCGUCGGUCGUCUUCGUCACGACUGGCGCGAAGUCGACGCACCUCAUCUAGUGGUAGCGGCUUAUCAACAGGCACAAGUUCUAAGCUUAGUCCGCAAAUGAGCCCACAAAUGAGUCCGCAGAUACUGCCUAGUCCGAGCCCAAGAAUCAAUCCGUUUAAGCAGUUAUCAGAGUCGCCUCCAGGUGCCGCUGCACUACAGCAGCAAUUUUUACACUCCGGGUCAUUUCGAGUUAAGACUUCUGCCAUCUCGCAACGGACGAGUAGCGAUUCGAUUUUGACCACGAACCAGAAGCAUGUUAGUGGCGGUGGUCAUACUUUGGACAGCAGCGAAGAAUACGUGCUGGUCGAUGGCUUAGCGGAGAAACCAACGUGUGGUGGACUUCGCAUAGGGGCAGAAGAGACAGUCAGCGUGUUACCCAAUGCGGUAUAUUCGGCAGCGAGCGUGUUGCCACUUGCUGACAAUAGUAAGGUCUCAAGUGAGACUUUGGUUUGUGAGUGUGGCCAGCAGCUUAUAGACAUUAUGGUACUGCGAACUCAGGCGAUUGCGCCCAUUGCCGACCAACUUUGGGCACUAAGUGCUGCCGGUGGUGCGGCAUCAGGUUUAGGGGCUGGAAGUACCGAUGAUCCGGUAGAGAGAGAUUGGUCACCUCGACAGGCAAUUGCUCAAAAUACAUCGUCGUCAACGUUAGGCGGAAAGCAUGCUAGUGGUGUUAACUUUUCGUCAGUGUUUUCGAUGAGUUCAUCACUGACGUCAUCGGUUGAAAUAAAUAAUUCGCUAGCUGACGAUGAAGAAGGAGACGAUGACGAUGAUGAAAAGAAUAACGCCGAAGGCCGCUAUGUGUGCGCUGCAGAGGCACUUGUGCUAUACGUCAAAUGCCUUCGCCUUGUGCGGCACGUUGUGCUAUAUUUGCGUCAAGAGCAAGGAGGUUCGACGGGAUGGACUGAAACAAGCCGAAAGGUAUCCAUGGCAUUUUUGUCCGAUCAGCUUACACAUUUCCUUGGCCGUGCUGAAAAAUGCAAGGCACAAGUGGAAUAUGCUGCAGGUUCUCAAAGCACCUUUCGUCCCGUGGCGUCACAGGAACAAUUGUUGUAUGCUCACGCUCUUCGAAUCGGGCGACAGGGUGCUAUACGCGAAGUGUUGGGACACGUCCAAGCUGCGCAUGAUUAUUAUUUGCAGGCACUUCUUUUGCUAGAAAGUUUGCUGAUGGAUACGCCUGGCAUGAACGUUGAAGCCCUAGCCGUGGACGAUCAAAAGAAUGUGAACAAGUUCCUAUGCGCGGUCGAACAGCGUUUAAAAAACGUGCGUACUAUACUCGAGAACGAAGCGGGGAGUAACAGCUAUCAUCAGCGCAUGCAACAUCCACCUCAGUCUCAACAUCAGGUCGUUUACCGCCGUUCAGCUACUGCUCCAUUACUGUGA
This is a messenger RNA of Peronospora belbahrii, 2628 nucleotides long. The record is from the annotation of a GenBank genome assembly. Lineage: Eukaryota; Oomycota; Peronosporomycetes; Peronosporales; Peronosporaceae.